UUCUAUAUCAUCUAUGGCGGGGUGUUACUGCUGAUGAUGACCAUAUACAUCGUAGUUAACCAGUACUUCGGACAGCUUCUCUGGAUAGUAUACCGAGAUGUUCCUGGCGGACCACCCACUUGGUUUUCGGACAACAUCAACUCUUGGUUGUAUGUCCUCGGUAGCGCGGUAGCUGCUGUUGCGAACGCAAUGGGAGAUGGUCUUAUGCUUCACCGUUGCUACAUUAUCUGGGAUACAGAUAUCCGAUCCACAAUUGUUCCUUUCAUGAUAUACGUCUGCACUAUUACAUCCUCCGCAGUCACAGUUGUGUACAGCGCAUUGCCAAAUGGUAACAUCUGGAAGGGAGUGGCUGUCGACCUUGAUAUUCUUUGGGUGGCAUCAACAGCCUCAUUCAAUUUGGUCGUCACUGGAAUGAUCUGCUAUCGCAUUGUUACAUUCUCGCGGAUGCACAAACACACCAUGUCCCACGAAGCUCUCAAGACCUAUACUGGUGUAGUGUCCAUAAUUGUUGAAGCCACCAUUCCGUUUACCGUUCUUGGAGUGGCAUACCUGGUAGUCCAAGUUUAUAAUAGCGGGUCGGAGGCUGCGCUCGCGGACGUGUGGUGCUGUUUUUGUGCUCUGUCGCCACAACUAAUCAUACUUCGAAUUGCCAUGGGCUUGGCGUGGUCCAAAAACACAGUGGACGAA
Messenger RNA from Coniophora puteana RWD-64-598 SS2, 687 nucleotides. RefSeq lists its product as uncharacterized. The annotation marks the transcript as partial. The transcript has 4 exons. The record is from RefSeq and is a predicted model, not a curated record. Lineage: Eukaryota; Fungi; Basidiomycota; Agaricomycetes; Boletales; Coniophoraceae.